Molecule: messenger RNA, 6633 nt
Organism: Gambusia affinis (western mosquitofish)
Lineage: Eukaryota; Metazoa; Chordata; Actinopteri; Cyprinodontiformes; Poeciliidae
Gene: drd2l
Product: dopamine receptor D2 like
Exons: 7
Coding region: 3222-4697 (491 amino acids)
Biological process (GO): adenylate cyclase-activating adrenergic receptor signaling pathway
Cellular component (GO): presynaptic membrane; glutamatergic synapse
Molecular function (GO): G protein-coupled receptor activity; dopamine neurotransmitter receptor activity, coupled via Gi/Go
Source: RefSeq, a predicted model, not a curated record
UUAUUGUUAGUAUAACUGAGUCAUUGGUACCUGAGCUAAAAGUGUCCUUGACGAGGUCUGUGGUGUGGCAGUGUGUUGAUGUAUUAGCUCUUCUCGUGUUGAUUUUGAUUGCAGAGAAACUUGGGAUAAGCAGUAUAGCUAUGUGAAAAUCUGAAUCUUAUUCCUCACCUUCAGGCUGACAGUAGAUUUGAUAAAGUGUCAGAGGUUAUUCACAAUUUCCUAUUGGUAAUAAAUAACUAAUGUGCCAUUUUGUAUGAUAUUGUAAGUUGUAGUUGUUGAGUCAGAUGAGAGCAGUGGAAAGAGGAGAGUGGAGAAAAUGUAAUGUAUUUUCCCAGUCAUGCCUCUUUUCUGCAUGUCUACUGGCAUUAAUGAUUGCUCUUUAAAUUUAUACACACAUUUUAUGUUCUUCUGUCUUCCAAGUUUCUUUUUAUCUGGAAAUGAGACAGCAGAUGAUGCAUAAGACUAAUGUCAUAGACGUAUCCUUAAAUCUUUGUCAGUGUUGUUAUUUUGAAAAACAUGAAUAGAGUCCUUAAAAGUUAUUCUACUGAACAAUUUAAUUUGCCCCAGUUCAGGAAAAAAAACAACAUUCUGCACAAUCCGGUUUUCCAUGUUUCAUCCAUCUUUUUAAAAAGAUAAAUAGAUGCUCUUGCCAUGUGGAUGAGACACUUUUUGGUGUUGCUCAUAAAUGACCCAUGCUUGCCCACAAACAGGUGUGGAGAAUAGUUUCUGCACCACAGCACCUGCCGUCUGACUUUUCUUUGGCGGGAGUAACCAUUCAGUCCCAACUUCGCUGCUCAGAUGGAAUUAAAUCAAGGUUUCCCCUGCGACUGCCAUGAAAACACAGAUUAGAGCACAGCUGAGCAUUACUCCUAUCCUAUGCCACAUUACAGGUUUUUUUCAGGCAUUUGGUGAUAAAUGAGACAUCCCUUCCUUCUUAAGCGACAUUGAAUGGACAUUUUGUAAUAAGCAAGGUGAGAAACAAACAGUAAAAGCAAAAUUCCUGUUUGAGAUUUUCUAAAGGGAACAUUUUAAUGGCUAUAAACAUCUAAAUGUUGAAGUUUUUGUUCAUAACCUGCAAGCCAGAUUUUGCAAACUAACAACACAAAUUGCCAUAUGGUUUUUAUAGUUGUUUCCAUGCUACCCACAUAAAUACUAAGGUAAGGGCAGCUCUAACAUCUGUUGGAGUGCCCAUAAGUCUAUGAAAAAAAGAAAAAAACUAUUCAGGUUUGGGAACAACAUAUGCUGCCUUGUUUUUCACAAAAUGCUUUAUUAAAGUUUAUUGGUCAGGCAAUGUUUUAUUGGCUGCGUUGCUGUUUGAAAAUGCUUGAAAUUGUAAAAGCAUACUAUAAAUGGAUAAAUUAGUUUAAUUCAAUUGUUUUUCCUUAUUCUUUUUUUAGAGCACAGUGAAAAACUAGGAUGUAAAAUUCAAUAGUUUUGAAAGAAUAGAUGUUCUUUUAUUUCUUUUAGAUGUAAUUUCUUCUUUUUUCACACUCAAUCAUUACAAUGUAGCUAGUUAUUAUUUUUUUAAAAUUCACAUAAAUUAGCACAAAAGAACCAUAGUCAUUGUGGUAUCUGGGAUAUUGACUGAUUUCAUAUUUUAUUUUCCAGCAAUGUCAAUAGGCUAUACAAUGCUAAGUGUGCCUUGUGUUUUAGUAUUUUUAUUAGUCUGUAGUCACAUUUAUUUAUUUCAGUUUUAAUUUUUGUUUUCUAGAAAUCCGCUAAGAAAAUGAUUGGUGAACAAAAGCUGAUGAUUUUAUGCUUUUGCUGAUUUCACUGACUCUGGUUAGUUGCAGGAGGCUUAUUAAAAGCCAAAUUUUCUAAUUAGUGAACUCAAUAUGGGAUGUGCUGACAGUAGUUGUGAGUGUAAAAGCUCGUACUGACGGAAAAAGGCUCUCAGUGAACAAUUUUCAGAAUCAGUGAAGUCAAAGGAAGCACAAAAGCUGCAAGAAGCCUUUAGAAAGGAAGCUUUUCUGUAGAGGGUUGUUGGCUUUCCCCCAGGCUGCUACUAUUAAGUAAGUGAGACUUCAUCCGUUUGCAGCAAAGUUUAUCAGUUUUUUUCCCUUUGGUAAUGCCAAAUCUGUCUGCCUUGGAACGUCUAGGAUUUCUACGUUUUACUCUUAUGGUGUACUCUCUGUUUAGGGAAUACAUACUUAACAAUGCUAUUUGUCUUUGUUUUGAAAUAAUUUGUAAAUUCUGAUUAACUGCAGAGCUGUGCAACUAUGAAUACUCUCCAUCACACACACACAUUGUGACAUCAGCUGUGGUUCUACUUUAAUGACCUAUAAUUAAUGAGUCGUUUAAUGGGAUGAAUUAAACUAAAUGUAAUUCUAUUUAGUUGUAUUUAAUUUGUACAGAUAUCUUUGUCCCUUAACGUGGAAGACUUUUUUGUUAGAUUUUUUGUGAUGAAGAGCUUUUUUUCAUCUAUAAUGUAAAAAACAAGUUUUAUUGUUAUAGUUCUUAGAGAGAAAUUGGAAUUGGCCGGUAAAAGGUUUACAAAAUCCAAGAUUUGAAAUUUGCUUCAGAAUUUCUGAACACUGCAUUUCUACUGUUUUUCCAAUUCCCCAUUUUUCCCCCGUCUUUCCUUUUUGGCUGCUUGGGUUCAUUGUUUCAGUUUCUGACAUUUUACUUUAUGAUUUAACUUUCAUCCAUGCCCUCUAAAACGUUUCUCUCAGCUACAUCUUGUGACUUGAGGAGAUGAUGCAAUAUGGUGUUAAAAAUGUCUAGAUCUUCUGUAUAUUUUACAACCAGUGGCCGUCUUAAUUAUUGUCAUGAACCAGAGGAAAGAAUUGCAAGUAACUAACAACAUUAUAAUGGAGAAUAUUUUAAAGAAAUUCAAAAAUAUGUGCCACAGUUUUACUCAGAAAUACAAUAUUUAUUAUUUUAGCCCCACUUUUAAUAAUUGAGGAAUAAAUUAACCAAACUCUACAAUACUUAUCUGACUUUAGAGAUUAUUUGUCAUUUGUAUUGUUGUUCUUUGAGUGAUUUCCUAUUCAGCGCUCUCUGUGUUUCUCCGUGAAGCAAGACAAAAGAAUAAUCUAUUGCUGGUGUUAUAGAAACCUUUGCUUUUUAUCUCUGUUGUUUUAAAAAGAGCGCAGUGUUUGUAUUUGCAAAGAAAGACUUGAAUGAACUCCAGGUCAUGUGAGGUGUCAUGGUAAUUACUUUUCUCCUCCUCUCUUUGUUUUAGCCACUUUCCUCUUUAUCAUGUUCACUGGAGCGAAGUCAUGACUUUACUCAACGAGUCCGAAGAGACCACCUCUCUCUCCGCUCCUCUCUCCUCCCUUAGGAACAAUUUCUCAGCCUUUUUCACACCUGACACCUCUUAUUCCCCUGUAUCCUAUCCCCCCUCCUCCUCCUCUUCCUUCCUGCUGACAUCCUCCAACUGCACCGACUCUUCAUCAUCUUCCUCACCACCGUACAACUUCUACGCUGUGCUGUUAGUCCUUCUAAUCUUUUGUGUGGUGUUCGGCAAUGUGCUGGUGUGUGUGGCUGUGUCUCGGGAGCGUGCCUUGCAGACCACCACCAACUACCUCAUUGUCUCCCUGGCCGUGUCCGAUCUGCUGCUGGCAACCCUGGUCAUGCCUUGGGGUGUUUACCUAGAGGUGGUUGGAGAGUGGCGCUUCAGUCUAAUUCACUGUGACAUCCUGCUCACUCUGGACGUCAUGAUGUGCACCGCCAGCAUCCUCAACCUCUGCGCCAUCAGCAUUGACAGAUACACAGCAGUAGCGAUGCCGCUGCUCUACAACACCAGAUACAGCUCCAGGAGGAGGGUGGCUGUGAUGAUCGCUGUGGUGUGGUUUCUCUCUUUUGCCAUCUCCUGCCCUUUGUUGUUUGGACUGAACAAUACAGCCAGCCGGGAAGGCACCACAUGCAGCUUCGCAGAUCCGGCAUUUGUGAUCUACUCCUCCGUCGCAUCUUUCUACGUACCAUUUAUCGUAACGUUGUUGGUGUAUGCCCAGAUCUGCGUGGUGUUGCGUAAACGUGGCAGACGCACUGCCCCACCGCGUAAACAAGGCUUGCUGACACAAGGUGGUCCUGGAGCAGCAGAGAGUCGACAGCGGAAGAAUAAGUGCACACAACCAGAAGAUGUGAAACUGUGUACCCUGAUCCUUCGGCCUGCCACUGCAGGUCCUCAACGAAAGAAAGUGAGCCUUGUGAAGGAGUCUGUGGUUCAUCCCCUCGAAGUGGAGCCGGGUCUGUUCCUACCACAGUCGGAGCAGAAUCUACCGCCUCCCAAUGCUCCACAGCUUUCCAAUCAUUCACUACAGUCUAAGAUCUCACUCUCCAUCGCAGUAGGGCCGGCUCCGGCUCUUCCCUCAACCGUGGCGCGAUCCGCUCUGACGCCCCGUCCCCCCACCCUCGAGGAUGGCAUGAGGGGUCGAGAGGGGUGGAGGGAACGCAGCAGAGGCAGAGAGAAAUGGGGCACCACUAAGGAAAGGGUGAGAGGGAGGCUCUCACAGCAGAAGGAGCGGAAGGCAACACAGAUGCUGGCUAUUGUGCUGGGUGUGUUCAUCAUCUGCUGGCUGCCUUUCUUCCUGACCCAUGUGCUAAAGGCCCACUGCAGGAGCUGCUGCAUCUCACCUUCUCUGUACAGUGCCGUCACCUGGCUUGGAUAUCUCAACAGUGCUGUAAAUCCUGUCAUCUACACAACUUUCAACAUUGAAUUUCGCAAAGCCUUCAUCAAGAUCCUGCACUGCUAGCCCAGACUAAAAAUGCAUCAGUUGUCAAAAUAAAUAAAUAAGAAAACAGGUUGUGGGACUUAGGAAGAGAUUGCAAAGGUAAAAAUACUCUGUGACAGUUUGAUUCUGAGAGGAACUGAGACUAUGAUCUGUGUGACUUGGAGUCAUAGAGAUAAAGAUUUUUUGGAAGGCUUGAAAAAAAAAUUGAACCAGCGCCUCAGACAAGACUAAGCCACAGAGAGAAAACAAUGUUUAUGAAACCAAUGAUAGCAGGCACAAACUUUCCUUCAAAAAGUAGUUUGUGACAAGUGGACGACAGCGACAAGAAAAAUAACAAAGGUGGCGAUAUGUACAGUAAAGGAGACAAAAAUACUGUGCAAUGCGUCUAUAUUCUGUAAAGGCAAUACGUUCAGACAUGUGAUCAUAUUUCAUCAUUCUGACACAGACUCCACAUUUGUGGAUUUCAGUGCAACAGUACUGUUUCCUGAGUACUCAAACCUUUGAUUUGUAUUUGACCAAUUCUGCAACAUUAACUUGUGACAACAGGCCUUCUCUCAAUGUGUUUGCAUGUGCUGGUAUUUCUCACAUGACAGGAGCAAAUAAAAUGCACAAGAAAAGGAAAGGAAAUACUCAAAAUUUGUUUUUGUUUAAUUUUGUAUUGGUGAAAUGUUUUUGGAAACCUACUUUGUUUACUAAAUAUGUGCAGUCAGUAAUUGUUUUUAAUCCCAACCCUACAUCAUUGCAUAAAUUGUGCCAUCUAUAAUUUACUGUUUCAAUAGAUUUUGUGUUGAACACUGUGUAAAUAAAUAUUAUCAAUCAUUUGUCUCAUCUCUUUCAGUUAUGCUAUAGAGGGUGAAAAAACCCUCAGCCAAAAUGAACCAAGUUAUUCUUUGCUGGUAUUUCCUUCCAGAUGUACUUGGGAGGUUUCUGGACUUCCACCAUCAGUAUCAACAUCACUUUGGAGGAGAAAACAUCUUCACUGCUUUCAUCAGCUUAUCACCACCACCAAGUGAUGUAAUUUUACACCAUUAUGGGUGUGUUUUCUUCAAUCAUCUUAACUUUUAGUGAUUUGAAUGUGUCCACCUAUUUUGAUGAUGGCAGCUGAUGUGAAUGGUUCACACAAAAUCUGUGUAUGUGUGUUUUUUACUGAUCACUAUUAGUGAUCACACAGCGGCUCUGAAAUUAUGAAGUUGUUUCCAUAAGUCUUGCUGUAAUAAUUGUAAGAUUUUGCUUGACACCCUAAGACCUCUGCUUGUGCUUUUUCCUUCCCCCUUUAAAGAGGGCCAUAAUGACAGAUGACUUUGUACACUUCAACAUUUAUGUGUGCAUGUAUACAUAAAACAUCAUUAAGUCUCUUUGCCAUACACAGAAUGUCUUAGCAACUUAAAAAUACUAGUUUAUGGGUUUAUUCAAAUGUGCAUCCAUUAAAAACACGCAAAAUAAGUUUUUAUUGUUUUGGCCGACUUGAAGAUAAUGUCUAACUUUAUAAGUUAGUUUAUUAGCAAUUCUGAAUAAACUGUAAAGUAAAAUUUGCAAGUUGAACUAUUGAGGGAAUGAAUAUAGAACUUAUUUUGUCUUUGGUGGUUGUCUUGACUAAACUCAUUGAACUCAAAGGUAUUCUUUUAAAUCCACAUUUGUUUGCUAGAUAAUUUCCUUUUCCUUUGAUAUUAUAAUCCCCUCUACUACCUAACCCAAAAGUAUUAAAUAACUUCAAGAAAUAUGAAAUAAUUUUAUACUCUGGUUCCAUUUAGUCAACUUUUCUGAUUUUUAGUUCAUUAAGUCUCUUGAUGUUCAAACAUUAUUUAAAUGAAGGCCGCAGAAGGGAAAAUAAAAACCAUGAAACUGCCUUUAUAGUUACAAGUAUAAAAAUAUUCCUAUUCCUUCUUGCCAGCACAUUUGACAGGAAUAAAGAAGAGAAACAAAAAGUGUGUAACUUGCAGCAUUGUGAAAGGAGCUC